AUGUUCGGAAGGGAUAGCAAAGUAUUGAAAACACCAAGCGAAAGCCAUCCGAUGGUGGAAUACAAGCCACUCAGCGACAGACCGAGUAUCGAUAUUGGUUUCCCUCUGGCCCAAGACUCCGAAGCAGAUAUAUCAACAGAGAAUGGCGUCAACGACACCUACCUCACCCCCGAUUGCUCAAGAAGACGACGUCGUUGUGAGGGUUUCGCCCGUACUCCUAUCAAACAAACCUUCCUCCUACUCCUCGCCGGCAUCGGUCUCAUGAACAUAGGAUACCAAACCUACUGGUUCCUCCGAUCUCUGAAACCAAUAUCAUGCAACUGCGGCGAGACCGUCUCAGAGGCUAUUGCCAACGGAUGUCGGUACGAUUCAUUCGCUGCAGCCUGGCUACCUCCAGCGUGCCGGAAUGAUGAGCUCAUCGAUCGGUUUGAACGAAUCUACGUUAGUAUGAGUCCUCGAGAGCCUCGCAGUGUUUUCAGUUGGUGGCUGCCGAGAUCUGUUUUUAUUUAA
This is a messenger RNA of Aspergillus oryzae RIB40, 510 nucleotides long. RefSeq lists its product as uncharacterized. Lineage: Eukaryota; Fungi; Ascomycota; Eurotiomycetes; Eurotiales; Aspergillaceae. Bases 1 to 510 code for a protein of 169 amino acids. The transcript has 2 exons. The record is from RefSeq and is a predicted model, not a curated record.